Messenger RNA from Penicillium daleae, 1515 nucleotides. RefSeq names its product translocon subunit SEC61. The record is from RefSeq and is a predicted model, not a curated record. The coding region runs from base 79 to 1515 and encodes 478 amino acids. Lineage: Eukaryota; Fungi; Ascomycota; Eurotiomycetes; Eurotiales; Aspergillaceae. The transcript has 5 exons. Gene Ontology annotation, cellular component: Sec61 translocon complex; membrane. Gene Ontology annotation, molecular function: signal sequence receptor activity; transmembrane protein transporter activity; ribosome binding. Gene Ontology annotation, biological process: post-translational protein targeting to membrane, translocation; SRP-dependent cotranslational protein targeting to membrane, translocation.
CUUUUCGCUCCUUCGGCUGGUUUACAUUUCCAGCUUCCUCUAUUUCUUUUCCGACGGAUUGGGAGGAAGACAGUCACCAUGAGCGGCCUACGCUUCCUUGACCUGAUCAAGCCCUUCACGCCCCUCCUCCCGGAGGUGGCGGCGCCUGAGACCAAGGUGCCUUUCAACCAGAAGCUGAUGUGGACGGGUUUGACUCUCCUAAUCUUCCUGGUCAUGAGCCAGAUGCCCCUGUACGGUAUCGUGUCCUCUGACACCUCCGACCCCCUGUACUGGCUACGCAUGAUGCUUGCCAGUAACCGUGGUACCCUGAUGGAGUUGGGUAUCACUCCCAUCAUCUCCUCCGGCAUGGUCUUCCAGCUCCUUGCCGGUACCCACCUCAUCGACGUCAACCUGGACCUUAAGACCGACCGCGAGCUCUACCAGACCGCCCAGAAGCUGUUCGCCAUCAUCCUUUCCUUCGGCCAGGCCUGUGUCUACGUCCUGACCGGUCUCUACGGCCAGCCCAGCGACCUGGGUGCUGGUAUCUGUGUUCUCCUGAUUGUUCAGCUGGUUGUCGCUGGUCUCGUCGUCAUUCUGCUGGAUGAGCUCCUCCAGAAGGGCUACGGUCUUGGCAGCGGUAUCUCCCUGUUCAUUGCCACCAACAUCUGCGAGUCCAUUGUCUGGAAGGCGUUCUCCCCCACGACCAUCAACACUGGCCGUGGCCCCGAGUUCGAGGGUGCCAUCAUCGCCCUGUUCCACUUGCUCCUGACCUGGCCUGACAAGCAGCGCGCCCUGUACGAGGCCUUCUACCGCCAGAACCUGCCCAACGUGAUGAACCUGCUGGCCACUCUCCUGGUCUUCGCUGCCGUCAUCUACCUGCAGGGCUUCCGCGUUGAGAUCCCCGUCAAGUCCGCCCGCCAGCGUGGCAUGCGCGGCUCUUACCCCGUCCGCCUGUUCUACACCUCCAACAUGCCCAUCAUGCUCCAGUCCGCUCUGAGCUCCAACGUCUUCCUGAUCUCUCAGAUGCUGUACUCUCGCUUCUCUGACAACCUGCUGGUCCGUCUCCUCGGAGUCUGGGAGCCCCGCGAGGGAUCCGCCCAGCUGUACGCCGCCUCGGGUAUUGCCUACUACAUGUCUCCCCCUCUGAACUUCAAGGAGGCUCUCCUCGACCCCAUCCACACUGCUGUGUACAUUGCUUUCAUGCUGGUCGCCUGCGCCCUCUUCUCCAAGACCUGGAUUGAGGUCUCUGGCUCUGCCCCCCGCGACGUUGCCAAGCAGCUCAAGGACCAGGGUCUCGUGAUGUCUGGCCACCGUGAGCAGAGCAUGUACAAGGAGCUCAAGCGUGUCAUCCCCACUGCCGCCGCCUUCGGUGGUGCUUGCAUCGGUGCUCUUUCCGUUGCCUCUGACCUUCUCGGUGCCCUCGGCAGCGGUACCGGUAUCCUGCUUGCCGUGACCAUCAUCUACGGCUACUUCGAAAUUGCCGCCCGUGAGGGUGACAUCGGUGCUGGCCUGAAGGGCCUCGUUCCCGGCAGCUAA